CCCAAUUAAGUUUACUUUCAAAAACCUACAACAGAUUCAAGCUGAGUGUGUUAGCUGAAGAUUAAACAUCUCCUACAAGAAGUUUUUACAACCCUGCCAAAAUGUUUCCAACAAUGUUCGUACGCAGACAAAUCCAGAAUUCUAAUGAAGAGAUAAAAGAUGGAUCCAGCGGUGUUCCUCCUGCCUGAGAUCAUCCAGAAUGAAGGACGAGCGUUCGAUCGCAUGACUUUGUCCCAACUGUCCUCUGCUGACAGAUCGCCUUCACAAAAUGGAGGAGACGCCCAACGACUAUCAGGCCCGUCCCUCCAGACGAGCCCAAAAAUCUCCAACCUACAGCUCAGUCCAGCAGAACCUCGUCUUGUGAUGGGCGGGUCAGCGGCACAGGGAGCUUCCAGAGCUUCAGAAAUGACCUCGACGACAGCCAGCUCUCAUCAAAGAUGCUCAAACCAAAGACCUGUGCAUCAACACCUCAUCCCGAACUCGAGUGGCCCCGUCGGCCCCCAAGCUCCAGGCAGUCCCUUCCCUUGCAGACCUCAUCCCGUCCUGACGCUUCUUGUACCACAGCUCAUGUGGAACCCCUGCUUUCCUCCAUGGCCCAACAGGAUGAAUACCAACCCCGUCGCCUCUACAUCGAACCCAGGGUUUGGUUUAAGUCCCCGUGUGAUGGCCCCGUUCUGGUGCGCCCCACCUCCUCCUCCUCAGUUCUACCUGCACCUGCUUCACCCCAGCGGGUGCUUGCGUCUCCAGUCAGUGCCCCCACCUCAACUCUGCUGUCCAGACCUGGUGUUGAGAGGUGCAGCUCAGCAGGUCGACGAGCAGCUUUGUGCAACGGCGACAUCCGAGCAGAGUGCAGAGCGGGCCGAGUCCGAAGAAGGACAGCAGGAAAAUGACGACGCAUACGGCAAAACAGAAUUCAACGUUUCUCCCGGACCUCUGCCCUCUGUAGAUGAAGAAUCACUGGCUGAACGAGUCUUUGAGGAGUACAUGGCGAUCAUGGACUCCCUCGGCCUCCAGAUCCCAGAGGGCGAGCAGACCGGAGAGAACGAGGAAGAAGAGAAGAACAGAAAAGUGGAGUAUCUGGAGAAACUGUUCAGCGAUGAGGACUUCAUCAGAGGGGUGGAUUCGAUUCUAAAUCCAGAAGAUUCCCUGGAUCGCCUUCUUUCCGUAGACCCGCAGCCCACUGACGUCCCGCUACAAGAACUUCAGCACGAGCAGGAUUCAUAUCCACCUUCUUCGAACUCCAACGCUGCAACUGAACAAACACCUCCGGCGACUUCACGUGUCCAAAGAGCUCAACCACCCGUCGCCACACAGUCUGACACAAGUCCAAACCACGACGGACAGAAUUCAACUACGAGCGCGAGGAACAGUGAGUCAAACGACGGUUGGACUGGCUCUUCUCCCGUCCGUCUUCAAGAGCCACUUCAGACCAAUGCCACGACAGGACACAUCGACAUCGUCAACAUCUUUGAGUUAAUCGAUUCAUCUCUUCAGCUGCUCGCCAACAUCUCCCUGGACGCUAGUUCUACUUCGGAUGUUGAGUCAAGAGACAGUGAUUCACCGUUCAAGAAACCAGCAGCCAUAUUUCCCAGCGAAGGUCCGUCAGAAGAGUCCUCAAACGUUGCAGAAACACAGAUGUCCCGAAACCUUCAGGAAGGGGAUUCUCCAUCCCUCGAGUUCUCCAGUGUUUCAGGGUCCAACAUGGACGCUUGCGCCAUUGCCGCAAAGGAUUCUGCGCCCGGUUUCAGAGCUGAUUUGUUGACGGUCAACCUUUCAGCUCAGAUUAGGAAACCUGAGGAAUGCAUCCCCAAAAACACAAAUCUGACGCCCUCCUGUCUUGAGGUCUUCGCGGUUCCUGAGCAAACUAAUUCGUCUUUCGUAGAAGAUUCCCACACAGAGUCGUGUGAUACCACAGUCGAUGAGGAUUCGUGUGAACAGGACCUGGACCUGGCGCUGCAAGACUCUCAAGAGGUUGCAUCUUCAGGUGUUUCUUCUGAAGAACGGCAGGAAACGGACCGAAAAUGUGAGGAAAAUCUCGGAAAAGGUGUCCCAACGACACUGAGCGACCAGGCAAGAAAGGAAAGAAGCACCUUUGACGGGAGUUUGACAGAGAUUGAAAAGAUGGAACAACAGCAGGAACUCAAGGUGGAUGGAGAUCAGGGCUCUCACACUGCUCUAAAAGAGAAAGACUUGGGUGAGUCAACGGAACAAAGACAAGAAGAAGGGCCUCCAGAGUCUGGUUAUGUGAUGAGAAGGAGAAGUUGGAGCAAGACUUCCGAGGAAAAAGUAGAGCCGACCUCUUCUCCUGCCACGAGAACGGGAGGGAAAAUCAAACUCUCAGAGAUGGCUCAGGAUACAACUGAAGCUCAGAAUCUGCUGGACUCAAGUCAAGUUCCCAACAAGGAAAAUGUUUCUGGAGGGAGUCCAAGAGUUCAUUCAACACAUGAUUCAGUAAAGGAUGACCGAAGUCAAAGACAGGAAUCCCCCAAAGGACUAAUGGAUGAGAUAAAUGAGUUUCCUUUUGGGAAAAACUGUGAGAAAACCCCACAUUUAACCCCCCCAGAGACCCAGAAACGACAGAAAACGGUUGCAGGAACCACAACUUCUGACUUUUACAGCUUAAGGUCUGGGACUCAUAAGCCGAAGGUGUCCAAAGGGAAAGGAGAGAAGAAGACAGUCGAGGAUCCCCCAUCUAGUCCAGACCACACAGCGGGCAUGCAAGGCCAAAGCCUCAACUCGAGUCCGAUGAAAAGAUACCGCCAAGAUCGCAAGUCUUCUGAAGAGGGAAAGGCGAGGCUGAACGAAACUGAUACAAUUGUCUCAAGUCCGACGAAAAGAGGAAGGUGGAGCAAGAAAGAUGAAGCACAGGUGGAAACACCUGGCUGUAAACCAACUCCGCCUUUAAGAAGAAGUUGUAGAAAGAGCUUAAAUUUAUCAGCCGGACAAGAAACUGUUGUGACCAGAGCAAGUCGUAAGGGAACCAACAAGAGGAAAACACGGCGUUCCAAAAAGUUACCCACAAAAUAUAAAGACUUCAUCCUGUACAACCGGCAGCUGGGUAAAGAGAAAGGAAAGGCGGGAAGAGGAAGAAGAGCGAGAUGAUGUGUUUCGGUCUGCAUUUAAAUCGCCUCCAUUAAAACGGUGCAAGAGCCAAGAGCAUCAAGUGGACGUCCAGGGUAAUUUGAUACUGAGAAAAUGAAAUGCAAUACCAAAAAUCUCCGUAAAAUUAUUCACAGUUUAAUUCAUUUUUAAAUAUAAAAACUGGUGUUCACACAAAAACGUGAGCAGUAGUAAUUUACAUAAAAUUCAUUUUGAUUUACAAAGUCUUUUUGCACUUAUGAUUGUCCCGUUAAAAGCAAAACACAGAAAAAAACAUUAAGUAUACAAAAGAGGGAAUUUAAAUAUAAAUAAGACAAUAUAUGGCUUCAAAUGACAAAAGUUGUCGAGUCCUUUAACAGCAUCUGGAACAAGAUAUCAUGAGGGUAAUUAAAAGGCACACUGGCGACACACACACACACACACACACACACACUUUGGUUUUGUGGUAUAACGUUACAGUAAUAUUGAGUAAAAAUACAUCCAUACAUCCAAAAACGCACUCAAAUGUAAAAAA
Acanthopagrus latus (yellowfin seabream) is the source of this 3613-nucleotide messenger RNA. RefSeq lists its product as uncharacterized. NCBI's taxonomy places the organism in Eukaryota, Metazoa, Chordata, Actinopteri, Spariformes, Sparidae. Bases 160 to 3102 code for a protein of 980 amino acids. The transcript is spliced from 8 exons. The record is from RefSeq and is a predicted model, not a curated record.